This is a messenger RNA of Salpingoeca rosetta, 5347 nucleotides long. RefSeq lists its product as uncharacterized. The transcript is spliced from 17 exons. The coding region runs from base 29 to 5347 and encodes 1772 amino acids. Lineage: Eukaryota; Choanoflagellata; Craspedida; Salpingoecidae. The record is from RefSeq and is a predicted model, not a curated record.
CUAUGACGACGACACGACACGCGGAAAGAUGAACGGUGCCAAGGGCGAAGACGAUGAGGCGCAAGUCGUCUCCUCGAACCACCAACCAGAACGCGCACCAGCAACCACACCACCACCGCAGCAGCAGCAGCAGCAGCAGCAGCAGCAGCAGAAGAGGAAAGGCAAGAGGAAUAUGAAGACGGCGACCAAGGAGCAAGGCGUGCUCGAGAUUGACAGCGAUCGCGGUGGUGAACAUGGAGUUGCAGUGUCAUCGUCGCCGGCGGCCGAGAUUGUGAAGCGGCUGGAAACAGAGGGGCGUGAUGCUCGCAAUCUGGCCACGUGGUCGCUGCCAAAUGAUGCUGCGCUCGCAUACAGCCACAGCCACGGCAGCAACGAGGAAGCAGGGACAGCGCAUUCUGAGGACGCCUCGCUUGGUUCGCGUCGCCCUUCGUCACGUGAGCGCACCUCCACCCCAAAGCGGAACAAGAAGAAGCGCGGCAACAUUCGGCUCGUGUCGACCCACGGCGACGUUGCCGCCGCUGUUGUCGCCGGUGACGCGGGCGUGUCAGCCCAGCGCGACACAGCCACCCCCGCCGCCGACUCGGAGAACAGCGACGCCGAGUUGCAAGAGCGCGUGGCAGCGAAGCGACAGGCCUUUUCCCGCUCCAACAAGUCCGUGUCGCGCACCUCCAUCGCCACGGUCGAUUCCGACGACCAAAGCGUCACAUCCUUGACCGCUUCAACCACCACAAGCAAGGGCGGGUUGAAGGCGCGGUACUGGCGGUAUUUGUUUGACAACCUCAACCGCGCGGUGGACGAGCUGUAUCUCACGUGCGAAAUGGACGAGAGCCAGAUUGAGUGCGAAGAAGUCAUCAUGAUCCUUACAAACGCAAAGCGCGACUUUGAGGCUCUGAUCCGGAGGUUCCGGGUGCAGGCCUCCUUCGAGGACGCCCCGCCAGGCCUCGCCCCAGCCGUCGCAUGGGAAAUCAGAAAGGUGACGCAGCCCACGCCCGUCGUCCCGCUUCCCCUUGACGGCUCUCGGUCGAUGAACGAUUCCCAGGACCGCACCCUCAUGGAAGAGAGCCUGGCGCAGCUGCGAACACCGCCACGCCGCGCCAACGGGCGAUUCGAUGCGUUUUUAGUGGCUGGAGCCGACGCGACGCAGUCGUAUUUGAAUAUGGCGGCAGCGUCAACCACAGCCAACAGCACAGGUGCACAGUACAACAACAAUGACAACACUAACAACAAUGACAACAACCACGACAACAAAGACAACCACGACAACAACGACGACUCGACACACACCCUCGCCACCGCUGCCGAUGAAAGCCCCUCCCGCCUCAACAAGUCAGUGACGUCGCUGGACGACUCGUCGUACCUGUACGAGCUCGAGUCACGGGAGCCCGGCAGCGGAGCCAUGCUACACCAUCGCCUCAGCUCGCCCUCGCGCAAGAAGAGCGUCGACACCAUCGAGAAGGAGCUGCGGGAGCGACAGCGGCGUGCGCAGAUGAAUCGGCGACAGCACCAGCAGCGGCUGACACGCAGGCUGCAGCAGCAGCACGACAAGGUGGUGAAGGUCCGUGGCCGUCGGGAGGAGCGGGAGGAGCAGCGGAAACAGGACAUUGAGGAGCGUUUGUCGCGCGCAGAACGACUGCGGCAGUCGUACCUGGACGAGGUGCGGCGGCGCAACAGGGAGGAGGACAUCAAGACGCGCGAGGUUGCGUUUAUCCAGCGGCUGGAGGAGGACAGCAAGCGGCGGGCGGUGCUUGCACGCAUCGAGCACGAGGAAGCACGAUUGCAGCGGCGCAUUCUUGAGCGCCGGCAGAAGAUGGAGGAGAACGCACGGCGGCAGGCGGCGGUGCAGCAGCGCCGGGAAGAGAUGGACAGCAUGCGACGGGCGCGACUCAAGGAGAGGGAUCGGGCGUGGAAGCAGCGCGUGGAGAGCAUUGAACGCGACAAGCACCGGCGCUCGCUCAGCAGGUCAAUGAGCAGGUCAGCCAGCCGCACCCGUGGCAGUACGGGUGGCGGUGGUGGUGGUUUGGACGGCAGCCGUAGUGGCCGGAGAACUAUGGCAGCAAUUGGCGACGAUGAUGAUGAUGGUGGUGAUGAUGAUGAUGAUGGUGGUGAUGAUGAUGUGGACAUGAUGGAGGAGGAGGAGGAGGAGGUGAUCGAACACCGCCGUCACCACCGUCACCACGACGACGAAGACAAGGAUGGUGGUGACCACAUGAGACGGCGCCACCCGAAUCACCUGUCGACCAUCAGUACCAACAACAGCAGCGGCAAGAAGAGUAACAAGAAGGGCAACAAGAAGAACGGGAGCAACAGGACCAACGCGACCGCUGCCACCACUACGGUCCUGUCCUCAUCUGCGCCAUCGCUGCGGGUUCGGCCAAAAUCGGCCUCAUAUGCCGCCCGCGCUGCCACCACCCGCACACACGCACACGGCGCACCAUCGUCGUCAUCGACAGCGGCAGCAGCAGCCAGAGCACCAGCAGCGGCUGGGGAUGGUGCUGGUGAAGUGGUGCGGCGGCAGCAGCGACCACGCACAUCCGCCGGUAUCGUGCGCACGACAACCAAGCAGCAGCAGCAGCAGCAGCAGGAGGAGGAGGAGGAGGGCCGAUACGGGGAUGGCAGUCGUGGUGGUGCUGUGGAGGCGGAGUACGCGGGAUGUGUGAAGAAGAACAGCAACGGGACCAGCGCCAGCAAGCGGAGGACGAAAAACAAACAGCAGCAGAAGCGAAAGCACAAGACAAAGAAGCAGCAGCAGCAUCAGAACCACCAUGGAACAUCUGAGGUGAUGGUGGUGCGUGGUGACGACAGUGUGGUGAGCGAGGUGCUGGCGCUGGGUCAUGACAGCAGCGGCAUCAGUGACAGCGGUCGAGACAAAGACAAGCGCGCUUGGGAUGAGGGUGGUGAUGGUGGUGGUGGUGCCAACGACGAUGGUGAUGGUGAUGCUGGGGGAGGGUGGCAGCAGCCGUCGCGCAGGCGCCGGUGUCGGGUGCGGUAUGUGACGGACAGCGACGUCAUUGCCGACUCACAGCUCGAUGAUGACGAUGACGAUGGUCAUGGUGACGAUGGUCAUGGGGAUGGUGAUGGUGAUGGUGAUGCGGAUGAGAGUGCACAGCAUGCUGGCCAGGACUCCACCGACAGCAAACACCACCAGCAGCAACAGCAGCAGCGACAGCGGGAAAACCAAGCGGGCGAUGGUGGCGACGAUGACAAGCAAGCGGACAAGCGGGGCCCGCAGCACCACAAGCACGGGAGCAAGAAGAAGAAGCAAAAGCAGAAGCAGAAGCAGCAACAGAAGCAGCAACAGAAGCAGCAGCGUGAUGUCGACAGCAGCAGGGCUGAGAACACAACCCCAGCCAAGCAGCAAUCGCCUCACGACGUGGCAGAAGCAAGCAGACAAGCCCUGAUGGAGCGUCAUCGAGAUGCCAUCAAGCAGCGGCUGGCCCUCCACCCGUCCCCAUCAUCGCCAUCAUCGCCAUCAUCGCGGUCGUCUUGCCCACGUGCUGCGGGCGGUGGUUGCAGAGGCGACGAGCGACAAGAAGGAGGUGGGCAUGCUCUAAUUUCCCGUCUUGCUACUGUGGUUGCGAGCGUGGAGCACGCGGUGCAGCAGCUGCACCUGCUGGCGCACGAGGGAGCGGGCCCAACAGCGGCGUCACAACCGCAGGACGUGGCUGCACUCGUGCACAUGUGCACCACCGCCCUCGCUGUUGGUGUCGCCCACCAGGAAGACGUCACAAUCACCGCCCUCAGCACCAUCGCGUCCAUGUGCGCCGACACGUGGGCACAUUGCCUGCAGGCAACCGCGUCCCCCUCAUCCGCGUCGACUGCGUCAGCACCAUCCUCGUCCACAGCACCAGGGCAGCCGGUGCUGAAGAACGAGGUGCGUCCAGCGCACACAGCAGCGCCAUCCACGUCGGACGAACAGCGGGCGGCGGAGUGCGCUCUCGCAGUGUGCAACAGCAGCAGCAGCGAUGGUGGUGUUGGUGGCGUCGUUGCGUUGGCGGACACGCUGGUGGCUGCCUUGGCACGGCGAAGGGUUCGGGGAGAGGGACAACAAGCAGAUGCCAACAACACGGGCAAGAAGAAGAAGCAGAACAAUGGUGACAAAACCAAGCAGCAGCAGCACCAACAGCAUCAACAGCAUCAUCAUCAGCAGCAGCGGAAGGGUGGCAAGCGGCGGCACAUGUACAAGAAAGGAGGCCACAACAAACAACAACAACAGCAGCAGCAGCAGCAGCAGGAAGGAGGGCCGCGUCCACUGCGGGCGGAAGCGGUGACGCGUGAUGGUGAUCCAGACCUCGUCAUCAUCUCAGCGUGCUCGUCUCUCCUCUCCUCCAUCAUCGAGGGCCUGGCAUGUGCAGUGCACACCGCUCAACCCCAACAUGGCAAUCGUGGCGAUGACGAUGGGACACGCGAGCGUGUGGGUGCGGUGUCAGCGCCACGGCGGCCGCCACCUGCGUGCUUGUUGGCCAACCUGUGCUCGCUGCUGCUGAGCUGCGAUCUGAUGCGCGCGAGCGCAGGAUGGGUGUCGCGCCUCCGCCAUCCCAUCUCCACCGAUGUGCUGCUGGCCCUGUCCGCCCUCACCCGCCUCACAGCAGCACUCCUCAGGCACUCCACCGAGCCAUCCACUGCUGCCAGUGGCAAUGGCAGUGGUGACGGCGACGGUGUGGGUGUGGAUGAGAUGUCUGCGUGUCGACUGUAUGUUGAGUCGGGCUGUGCCGGCCACUUUGCGCUCCUUGCCGUGUGCACUCCGCCCCUCACAUCUCCGCGCAAACACAGCACACGACAGCCGCCGCCACCGCCACAGCACCAGGCGCCAUCCCAAGCCCUCUUCCUGCUGCUAGCGCGCCAUGUGCUGGGCGGACUCAAUGCACUGGCCAGAAGCAAUGGCGAUGUAUUUCUGGCUGUUACGGCGGAGGUUGAUGCCUGGGCCGCCCUCGUGCACACGCUCGCUCACGUACUCAGGGAGAGCCAAUCAACAACGCACCACGACGAUGUGGUGGUUGAGGCGCUUGAUUGCAUUGCGCAGUUGUGUUUCUUGUCGCCGUCCAACCAGGACCGCAUGGUUGGACUCGGCGCCACCGCCAUGCUGCCCCUCAUCUGCAGCCUCCCCAUCCGCUUCUUCACCGCGCACAACCACGCAACCAAUGCCAUGUUCCGAGCGCUGGUUGCGGUGUGCGUGGACAACGAGGCGGCGACGCGUGCGCUAACGUUUGAGAUGGCGCCAGACCUCUUGGUCGAGCACUUCAUGCAACACGGCGACCACAGCGACAAUGACGUUGGCGACGCUCGGUAUCGUCUCACGUCGGAGCAGCGCGACCGCGCACUCGCCCACUUCUCGCAGUGGACGACGUAG